Molecule: messenger RNA, 4867 nt
Organism: Melozone crissalis (California towhee)
Lineage: Eukaryota; Metazoa; Chordata; Aves; Passeriformes; Passerellidae
Gene: MVB12B
Product: multivesicular body subunit 12B
Exons: 10
Coding region: 845-1717 (290 amino acids)
Biological process (GO): regulation of epidermal growth factor receptor signaling pathway; virus maturation; viral budding
Cellular component (GO): ESCRT I complex; late endosome
Source: RefSeq, a predicted model, not a curated record
UGCGGGCACCGCGUGAGCAGAGCUGCUUCCCUGCAGUGCCGCUGCAGCCGGGUGGGAGCCUGCCGCGUGGUGUUCUUAACGCGCUGGGGAAUAUCAUCACGUACCUGGAUUGCAGCGCAAAAUGGCCCAAGAGAAGCUUACGUCAGCAUUCAUUACCUCCCAGCUCCUCCCAAUGUGUAGUAAGAAGUCACCAGACUAUUGAGUGACUUGAAGUUUCAGAAGACAUUCAUGAAGAACAGAUUGUAAGCUCUUUAUAUUACAUGUAACAUACAUGUAAGCUCUUUGUUAAAUUCACAUUAUGUUUCUUCCACGCUGUAUGUUUGAGGUUCUGUGUUAUUUGUGAGGUCUCUGGACGAGCUGUGGGGCGGCACACGCAUUGGCACAGGGUCUGUCAUGGCUGUGCCAGUGCCCCCAGCAUUCCUGCAGCAGGGUCCUGUGCUCCUCGCCCACCCUGAGGACAGGGAGCCUGCUGGGAGAGGAGGGGGAGCCCCUGGGGCUCAGGCUGCAUCACGCUCGAAGGUUUGAGCUGCUUUGGGAGUGAGGAGGGUUUGCUUUGCUCUGUGUGCUGGAUGCGUGUCCAGCACACUGGUGCUAAAGCAGAGCUCUCUCCUGUUUGGUUCAUCAGCAAUAGUGUUUGCACCCCUACUGGUCACUAGCACCUGUUUUGGACUCCUCAAGUAGUCUGGCUGUUCAUGUGACAUUAUUAUUAUUUACUUAGGGCCCAGACUUGCUCUUUUUUAUUGCCUGCAGCACGAUGUUUGUUCAGACUGGGCAUUGUGAAGUGUAAACCCAAUUCCACUGGCACCAGUACUCACCUCUGCCUUUUCUAGAAGCAGAGCAGUCCAUGAUGCCUGAGGUGCGAGACCUCUCGGACGCCUUGCCCGAGCUGCCCAUGGAUCCCAUCACCGGCGUGGGCGUGCUGGCGUCCCGCAGCCGAGCACCCACUGGAUAUGACGUUGUUGCACAAACAGCAGAUGGCUUGGAUGCUGACCUGUGGAAAGAUGGCUUGUUUAAAUCCAAGGUCACACGGUACCUGUGCUUCACCAGAUCAUUUUCGAAAGAGAAUAGUCAUUUAGGCAACGUCUUGGUUGACAUGAAGCUCAUUGAUAUCAAGGACACCUUACCUGUAGGCUUCAUGCCCAUCCAGGAGACCAUUGAUACACAAGAAGUAGCUUUCAGAAAGAAGAGGCUGUGCAUUAAAUUCAUCCCUCGAGAUUCCACAGAGGCGGCGAUCUGCGAUAUCCGAAUCCUGGGGAGGUCCAAGCAAGCCCCUCCUCAGUACACGUUCAUUGGGGAGCUGAACAGCAUGGGCAUCUGGUACCGCAUGGGCAGAGUGCCGCGCAACCACGACUCCGCGCAGCCCGCGGCUCCUCCCGCCCCGGCGCCGGCCCCAGCGCCCGCUCCCAGCCUGCCCAGGCACAUCUCGCUGACGCUGCCGGCCAGCUUUCGGGGCAAGAGCCACAGCAGCCGCCUGGACCUGGAGCACCAGCACUCCAACCUGUACGCCAUCUCAGCAAUGGAUGGAGUGCCUUUUAUGAUUUCGGAGAAAUUUGCCUGUGCUCCUGAAGGGAUGCAGCCGGUUGAUCUCUUGGGUAUCACAAUCAAAACCCUUGCAGAAAUUGAAAAGGAGUACGACUACAGCUUCCGGACGGAGCAGAGCGCGGCAGCCCGCCUGCCGCCCAGCCCCACCCGCUGCCCGCCGGUGCCGCCGUCCUGAGGGCCGCGGCCGGAGCGUGUGUGCGUGCAUACUACUGAGCAGGACACGGGACACAGCCCCGGAACCAUCCCGCGCCUCCCCGUGUCCAGCCACGCCGCGCUGCACCGCCCUGCACACACCGCUCCACCGCGGGCACCUGGGCAGCCGCCCCCACCCCGCCGCACACCCCUCUCCACGUGAGUACAGGACUGAGGACUGGGAGCCUGAGGCAGCACCUUGCUCAUCCCCACUUUGUAACCCUGCUGCAGGACAGUCACAGAAUCCAGAGCUGUAGCAAACCUCUGCGAACACAGCCGGGAGCUUGCGGAGCAUGGAGAGAUCUUACCCCUGAAAGGAGCAAUGGAAGGCAUGGCUGGGUACUGCCACACAAGCUGCUGUGGAGCUGCUUGGCGCUCCACACCUUGCAGCAGGAGGCUCCUGCAGCACCCAGGCCAGUGCAGAACCCAGCUGCAGUGAAUGCCAAUCCCUCUGCCACGGUCUGGGCACAAAAGUUCUGCUGUGGCUGGGAUCGGUCUCAGAUCCACUGUGGUCACUGGAUUUGCCUAGGCUGGGGGAGCCAGGGCCCCUGGCUCUCCCUGGGCGCUGGCCGGGCAGGCAGGGUGCCCAAGGUGCACUGCAGGUCCUGAGAUGAAGCACCUUCGCUUUGCACAGGGUGUCCGUGUGUCCAUACGGAUCUAGGGCAGCAAGCCUCCUGUGUUUCUGGAUGGAUGGAUGGAUGCUGGCAGCGACACCCUGGCGGACGCCAGCCAAGCUGCCUGUGGACCUGCUGACAGCAGGGAUGCCAUCACCUGCCCAUCAUUGAGACAGUUCUCUAACGUGUUCCCUGCUAGCUGCUAAAACAAAAGAGAUGUGCCUGUUUCCUGGGCACUCAUGGGGAAGCACUGAAGACUGACAUGGCGCAGGAUGAGAGCGGGAUGCAUUAAACCCUGACCUCUGCCUCCCUGUGAUCGCUGACCGGGCUUGCUCCCAAGCCAAACGCAUGUCUUGGAGAAGUCCAUUGCUGUAAUAAGUUAUUUACAAGUGCCCAUCUGACUCUGUGCUGCUCUUUCAAGUCUCUGCUGUAGAACAAACAUACAUCAUGGCAGCAAAAUGGCAAUUUUGGAGUAAGAGUUAAAAUGUACAAUUUUUUGUAUUGUAAAAUACUGAUUCCCUGACCCCACUGAAAUGCAAUUGCCAUGGUAACAGGAACAGUGCUGUUGCUCUCAGCCUGGGUCGUACAUGUGCCCCAACCUACUUUGCACUCCCUUGGAUUGAUCUGGCAUUUGCUAGUUGCACAGAGUGGUAACUAACAGCAGUAUUUGUACUGUCAGCUAAUAUUUUUUAUUUGUACAUAAGUAAAAUAAUUCUUGUCCAAAGAUUCAUCUCUGGUUUUAAGGCACCACACUGUACUGCUGGGAUGAAGAGCACAAAAUACAUUUGGGACAAACUGAGUCCAGAUCUUUGCUUCAGCUUCUUCUGAUCAGGUAAAUAAUUUUCUGGAGCUAUGUCUGUAGAGUGGCCAUGUGGUUGGAGAGCAGAGGCCGAUUUGGUUGCAUGUGCAUUAUUCCUGGGCAAAAGAGUUAAAGCUGUGCACCAGCUCUGGAGCCCUCGGGUGACCCCCUGGAAGUGCUCGUUUACUUGGAGCUUGCACCACCAUUUUUAGUUGUUAUUUAUCCUGCAGUAAAGAAAAGCCAGACCUCACUGCCAGGCUUCACAAAGGCCAGAUUGAUGAUGCCGACGUUGACAAAUGAACAUACCAUGGCAGCUUGGUCAUUCGGCUCAGGUUCACUUCAAGUUCAAAUCCACUCUGUGCCGUAGUGCUGUGCCCAUCUCAUCCAUCUUUUGUCUUUCUAUUUUUCUGCUUGUAAUUUGUUCUGUAGUUUUCUGUGACAUCCGUUUAUAGCUUCUCCUGUGGCUCAGUGGUCACGGCAGGUAGGCAGGAGCCAUCUGCAGCAGUGCAUUGCCCAUAGCUCUGGGAUGAGAGCUGACCUUCCCUGCUCCUGGUGGAGGAACGAGGGCUGCACGGGGCGCAGCACAGUCUGCAGAGCUCCAGGGCAGUGCCUGCCACUGGGAGAUUGAGAGGCAGCUGCCAGGAGCCCGUCCUGGAGCCACCUCUUCCCAGGAGGGCAGGGCUGCCUGCAUAGCGAACAGGGGCUCAGCAAGGAGCAGGUUCUGAGAGCCACGAGCCCCACACUCGGUGCCACACUCCCUGGGUUCAUCUGGGAAAAUGGGUGCAGAGCUCCAAGUCCCUUUUGUAAGAGAAAAUCAGUGCUUUAGAACUUAUACCAACUGCUAGGUUUGCUCAGCUUGCUCUGCAGUGACCCACAGGAAACACUGGAUACUCGAAACACUGGCAGGAUACGCGGCUGGGACAGGCCUCUACAUCUUCAGGAUAUAUUUGUAUACUUACUUCUCCCUCUCUAACACUGGGCCAGCAAAGCUCCUUCAGGAUUCACCUGCAAGGAGCCUUGAGAGGUGAGCUUGCUCUCCAUGGUGUGGUCCUGCACCACGGCGCUGCGGGGACAGCCUGGUUCAAAUGCACAGACAGGACAGAUGCAGUUCCUGUGGGGCAAACACAAUGAAGGUGUUCUGAACAAAAAGCUGCACCUGCUGAGAGCCAGCUGAGCUCUCAGGCUCCAAAACUAGGCAGUUCCAAAAGGGAGAGGGCUCAGAGCCAGUGCUUGGAAGCACAGUGAGACACCAUGCAGGGUGGUUGACUGUGUCAACUUCUCAGUCCACUGAUCAGAGGAAGCUUUUUUUAUUGCACUGCUGAAUUCCUGAGACCAGGGCUGUCAGGUCAGCAUUUCCACUGGAAGGUUUUAUUGGCUGCUCCAUGACUUUAGUACUCACGGCAGCUCAUUGCAAGGCUGGUCCUUGCAUCCUUACAGUGAGCGCUCCAUGCUGGCAUGUGCCAUGGCCAGUACCUGCAUCUCUGCAUCUCCCUCCCUGUCCGAGCGGUGACUGUGGAAGAAUUGGCCCAGGCAAUAAACGUCCAGGGUGUCUGAUGUGGAUGUUGUCUGGCUGAGGAGAAGCCUUCUGCAGCAUAAGGGGAGGGGAGGAGUCAGUGGAAAGCAACAGAAGCGAAUUUGCAGAGCUUUACCAGAUGUUCUUGGCUAUCUUGUCUGAAUUUGUAGAACAAAACUGGUCUCUAGGUAGUUUAAUCUUGUGGCU